CUAGUCCGUAGUCCGGUUUCUCUUGUUCGCAACCGCGGACGUCGAUUGUCAUGCGUUGCAGAACGAAAAACAUUUGUUUUAUCAGACGGAUAUGUUAUCAACCCACUUUUCUAGGAGUGUAAUUGAGCCAUUGUACAGAAAUCACAUUUAUUUGUGCUUCAAUCUCAUGAUAGUCAUUGCCACGUCCUUAGUAUUGUGAUUUUGGAACUGGCUGAUUGUGACUGAUUGGAAUAUAAUGAGCGGCUGCGGCUUGUUGGUUUCGGUGAUCAAAACCCUUGAUGCCAGUGAAACCAAUGAGCAGCGGGAACGAGAGAAGCAGAAAAUCGAGAAAGAGUUCCGGAAAACCGAUCAGAGGUUGAAUCAACUGGUUUCUCGUAACGAUGGGGAUCUCACACGGGUUAUGCAGCUGUUCGGCAAAGUGUCGACACAGAUCACCAGCUCCCGGGAAAAAAUUCAUGUGGUCAAAGAGAACUUGCAAACGUGUAAACAGUUGUUGCGUUGUCGGCGGGAAGAAUUGAAAAAGCUCUAUACCGAUGCUGUGCAGCACAAGUACGUGCUGGAAAUGCUGGAUCAGAUCAACGAACUUCGUAGAACUCCUCAACAAUUGGCUUCGUUCAUGGGAAAGAAACACUAUCUUCAUGCAACGAAGCUCCUGAUGUCGGCAAUUGAAAUGACUGAAGGCCCGCUGAAAGACGUGGAAGGGCUGAACGAUCUACGGCAGGAUUUUCAAAACAAAAGGCAACAACUGUACGGAAAACUGCUAGACGAACUGAACAAACAUCUGUACGUUUCCAGUACAGCAGAAGUACUACAGAACUUCCAACGGCAGAGUUCAGGUCGAAACAGUCAGUACGCAAACAGUACAGCGGCUUCACCGUUUCAACGGAACGUUUUACGGCGGUCCGCUGAACGAAUGGAAGCAAACACGAAGGCUAGAAAAGCAUUGUUUGAAAUUGCACAGAAUGGCUACCUCGAUGUCGACAAGAGCGAAAUCAUCGAAGAUACGGACUUACUCGAUCCGGAUGUCAAUUCCACCUAUUUCAUAGGCAUCAUCAUUGAGUGCUUUGCGUUGCUGAAUAAAGUGCCUGAAUCGAUAGAAUCUAUAAGAGUACAAAUGCAAAGUGAACUCCUGGCUAUUGUUACGAGAUCUACUUAUCACAUUAUCACACUAAACCAGCAGCAACAGCAGAUUCAACAUCAGCCUCAGUUUGGAAAUUCAACGACAACCACUGAAGACACUUCUUCUGAGCAAACCAUUCCCAUUCUUGAGCUACUGGAUGUUGUUUUCAAGCAGUUUAAGCUAAUUGCUAAUGCCCAUCAGUUGACGCUGAAAAACUAUCACAACGUAAUGCACCGCUAUAAUCUGUCACAAGUAAAGGCGUACGAUUUGAUCGAAUAUUGGGGCCAGGCUCAGGCUGUGUUAAAACUAGUGUUGACCGAUUAUCUGGAUAUACAGAAUGACAGUAGUGAUGAGUUGAUGCGAGCGCAGUUCACCGAACAGACGACCAACAUCAACACAUUCUUCAGCCGCCGCAAGUUACAGGGUAAGAAGAUGCUGUUCAAAUUCGACAAGUCUUCCCAUACGGCGUUGCUGGAGCCGGACUCUGGCACAAAAGAGCACCGUCGCAAUCCAUCGAAUGUGUCGAAUAGUGCGGCCAAAGACGAAGCUCUCAACCAGUCCCUAGGAAAUGGCCGAGAUUUGUUGAAUUCUAGCUUCAGCAAUAAACAGGCUGUUGUACCUCACGGUUCGGAACGGAAGAAACAAGAACGAUCACUAGUCUGCACGCCAGAUGCUGCACUUGUGCGACAGAUUUAUCUACCGAUGAUGGGUUAUAUUCAUGAGAUAGAAGGAUUUAUGAAGUGCAAAUCAGGACAAUUGUGCAGCUUGAACACUUUUCUGGCUAAUUACGUGAAAGAUGCUUACUUAGCGAGAGGUCACAACCGUAAUCUGCAGCUAACGAUCGAAUCUUUAUCGAAAACACAAGAUGCUUGGCGUUCAAUUAUUACACCGGAGGAGAUGAAGCGACUUGGAUUGACGAGACCUUUACUGCAAAAUACAGUUCUCGUAGAAAGCCGAAUCUCUGAAACUAAGAAACUCAUUCUUGAUCUACCAACAUAUUCAGAUGAACUGCUCAAAAUGGUAUGUUCACUGUUGAAAACAUAUCGUGAAACGUGUCAAGCUGCUUACCGGGGUAUCGUGCAGCCGGAAACGGAAGACAAACGAAUUUACAGUGUAGCGUGGUUGAAAGAUGACGACAUCACAAGGUUUCUGAAAUCUCUUCCCAAUUGGACCGAUCUUAAAACGUCCAAUAUUCGUCAUAAGCAGCAAUCGGGCCAAAAGCGACUUAUCAAGGCGGAACCAUCCGAGGAGGAAAGUCCAACGGCCGUUCAGCAGCGGAACGUCCGCGAAGCGGAAAUGCUGACCAGCAAUUUGGGUGAAGGAGGCAUUUCGCAGCAGGAAAUUCUCUCGGAUGUUGGUGUACUAAAAGAGUUGGCUAUCCUGCAGGAAAGUAUGGAAUGGUUUGCCAACCGGAUCACGGACUUCGCUAACGAGUUGCGAAAGCCAAUCGUCAAUGGAAUGUUGACUGGUGGGGGUUCCAGUUCGUCGCCGGUUGUUAUCAAAGAUGGUAUGAUUAAGGUGUUGAUUAAUUUGGCUCUGGAAUUUGAAGAGCUGGCCAACACCUGCCUGCUGGUGUUGCAUUUAGAGGUACGCGUACAGUGCUUCCACUAUCUUAAGUCCAAUCCUUCGGAUAAGUUCAAGCCGAACAAUCCGAACAAGAACGAUUCGCUUGAACCGGAUGCGAAGGUGCUAAAGCUGACGAAAGUGCUAUCCGAUAUGGAUGAAGCACUGAGUUUGACGUUACAUCCGAGGAAAACUAAGUAUGUGUUCGAAGGUCUAGCUCAUUUAGCUUCCCGAAUUCUGGUUAUGACAGCCAAUUCCAUGGAGUAUAUCGACCAUGCUGGAGUGCAACGCAUGUGUCGUAACGCAUUAGCUCUGCAGCAAACACUCAGUAGUAUCACCGCUUCUCGGGAAGUGGCACUCGACUAUGCUAGGUCCUUUUAUGAAAUGUUUUACCUUGAUCCAGAUGAAAUUUUAACCUCAAUAAUCGAAAAAGGAACGCAAUUUACCGAGAUGCAGUAUCUGAAUGCGUUGCAUUUGGUCUGCAAAAACCGAGGUAUUACUGACCAGAAUACUCUGGUCAUGUACCAGCAAAAGUUGAGUGACGUUCUCGGAACAAAACCUGCGCUUGGAGUCACUGUUUAAUAAGUAGAUAUUACGGUAUUUAUGAAAUCUUGUGUAGUGACCAAAUGUAGGUGAAUAUUGUUGCUAAUGAUGUUACUGCGGUUAGCAGAAGAUAUAGAUACAUUAUUAGAACGCUUAAAAGCAGCACACCCUGCUGCGAUAAGCUGCGUCAAAUUAUUUGUUGCAAUUGGAGGAUAUUUAGAGGUGUUCAUUGUAAACGACUGUUCGCAGAAUGCAACAAGCUCGACUACAAUUAUUUCUGCGUUUUUAAAAUCAAUUGAAAUGAUCUUUUUUUGGAACAAUUAAACCUUAUUGGUUUAAAACUUUUCGCGAAAUAAUUUAUUCAGUUUACAGGUUUAUUUAUUUAUGCGUGUUUAACUCCUCUGAGAGAAAAAUGGCUGAUGCAAAUAAUGUUAUUUGUAGAUUACAAGUUUCAACAAAUAUAAUAGGACAUUGAAA
This is a messenger RNA of Wyeomyia smithii (pitcher-plant mosquito), 3703 nucleotides long. It is a transcript of the gene Sec8, whose product is annotated as exocyst complex component 4. The coding region runs from base 236 to 3265 and encodes 1009 amino acids. The record is from RefSeq and is a predicted model, not a curated record. Lineage: Eukaryota; Metazoa; Arthropoda; Insecta; Diptera; Culicidae. Gene Ontology annotation, biological process: Golgi to plasma membrane transport; chemical synaptic transmission; exocytosis. Gene Ontology annotation, cellular component: growth cone membrane; exocyst; synapse. The transcript has 9 exons.